CAGUUAAUCACGCUUUUACCAAAUACAGGUUUGCACGCGUAUUUAAAUUAAAUUUACAUUAACAAACAAUAAUAAAUCAUACUAAUCUGCAGAUUCUGCAUCAUGAAGAAUUUGAGGAGGGCUGCAAAGCAACUUGCAAUGGUCCAUAUGAUGGAAAAUGGAGUAAAACCAUGGUGGGCUUUAGACCAGAAGAUGACCACUUUGUUGCAGAGUUGACCUAUAAUUAUGGAGUGGGUGAAUAUUGCCUUGGCAAUGAUUUUCUGGGUCUUACUCUGCAGUCCAGUCAGGCUGUGAGUAAUGCAAAGAGGUUAAACUGGCCUCUAAAACAAGUCGAAGAGUCUCUCUACAUGACUGAAGCUCCGGGAGGAUACCGCUUUUACCUUAUAGACAAGGAACUGCCGAACUGUGAUCCUGUCCAGAAAGUCUCUCUGGCAGUGUCUGAUCUGCAGCGUUCUGUUCAUUAUUGGUCUGCUCUGCUCGGAAUGAAGGUUAUUGAGAAAAACGAGGACAAAAAGAUUGCCUUAAUGGGAUUCUCAGAUAAUCAGUGUAAGCUGGAGUUACAGGACAUUGGAGGCGGGACUGUUUUUGGAAGGAUCGCAUUCGCUUGCCCUCGGGAUCAGGUCAGCUAUUCCAACAUCAGCCAACAAUAUCCUGUCUACUAG
This is a messenger RNA of Carassius carassius (crucian carp), 662 nucleotides long. RefSeq names its product glyoxalase domain-containing protein 4-like. NCBI's taxonomy places the organism in Eukaryota, Metazoa, Chordata, Actinopteri, Cypriniformes, Cyprinidae. The record is from RefSeq and is a predicted model, not a curated record. Bases 171 to 662 code for a protein of 163 amino acids. The transcript has 5 exons.